AACUUCUCUGGAAACAUGCCCCCACCCUUCUAGCCAGCCAGUUUACACACAAUCUUCUGCUCCUCCUUCACUGAAAUGUCAGGUCAAGAGAAAGAAGAAAAACAAAAUCAAGAGCUGCUCUUAAUAUUUUGAACUUUCUAAUUCCACCCAUUAAGAGGAAAGACUAACCCAAGUCUGACUCAGUCAACAAGCUAAACUCUCAAAGUAUCAACAUUACAUGAGAUUUUGAAAACAAGUAAAAGAAGAGUCCACAAGUAUUGUGGCUUCACAAAGAAGCUGGAGGCUGACAACUGGCAGUAAAACAGAAGAUGGCAAGCUUAAAAGCCAGCACUCAAGCAGACCCUGAAAUUGAGCUUUUUGUGAAGGCUGGAAGUGAUGGGGAAAGUAUUGGAAACUGUCCCUUUUGCCAACGCCUUUUCAUGAUACUCUGGCUUAAAGGAGUUAAAUUUAAUGUGACUACUAUUGACAUAUCCAGAAAACCUGAAGCACUGAAGAACUUAGCCCCAGGCACCAAUCCUCCAUUCUUGUUAUAUAACAACGAGCUGAAAACAGAUUUCAUUAAAAUUGAGGAGUUUCUAGAGCAGAUACUGGCUCCUCCAAGGUAUCCCUACCUGAGUCCCAAGUACAAGGAAUCUUUUGAUGUGGGAUGUAAUCUCUUUGCCAAGUUUUCUGCAUAUAUUAAGAAUACAAAAAAGGAAGCAAAUAAGAAUUUUGAAAAAUCCCUGCUUAGAGAAUUUAAACGUCUGGAUGACUAUUUAAACACUCCACUUCUGGAUGAAAUUGAUCUAGACAGUGCUGAGGAACAUACAAUUUCCAGAAGACUGUUCUUGGAUGGUGAUCAAAUAACCCUGGCUGACUGCAGUUUGUUGCCAAAACUGAACAUUAUUAAAGUUGCUGCAAAAAAGUAUCGUGACUUUGACAUUCCAGCAGAAUUCUCAGGAGUCUGGCGCUAUCUCCAUAAUGCCUAUGCCCGUGAAGAAUUUGCCCACACAUGUCCUGAAGACAAAGAAAUUGAAAAUGCCUAUGCAAAUGUGGCUAAACAGUAGAGAUAAGACAAGUCUUUCAGAAGAAAAAGCUCUCUUUGUUAUCUAAUAUCACUUUGUACCUUAUUAGAAAGAUUAUUGGAAAUAAUACCAAAGAAAAUACUAUUUCCUUCUAAUCAACCCAAUACUAGAAAAGAACUCUAAGUUUUCUGCCAUAAACAAUCUUUGUAUUUUACAGAUAGUCAUAUUUUCAUUUCAUUUAUCCCUAUGACAAAACAUUGAAUCUUAAAACAUGGAAUGAAUCAAAAUCUUUUGCUUUUUGAUUGAGUUCCUAGGAUAUAUAACAUGUGAGCUAGAACAUAUGUCUGUCAAUGUAGAUGAAGUAGAUAUUGACAAAUACUUUAUGAUAUCACCCAUUUGUAAACUUGCAAACAGAAAUUAAUGUCACAGAUGCUAAGAUAGUAGUUACCAAAGGCUGGGAGAGAACAGAGAUAGAGAAAUAGUGAAAAUGAGAUUUUAAAAGUUUAAGUUU
Molecule: messenger RNA, 1515 nt
Organism: Acomys russatus (golden spiny mouse)
Lineage: Eukaryota; Metazoa; Chordata; Mammalia; Rodentia; Muridae
Gene: Clic2
Product: chloride intracellular channel 2
Exons: 6
Coding region: 309-1046 (245 amino acids)
Source: RefSeq, a predicted model, not a curated record